This is a messenger RNA of Strigops habroptila (Kakapo), 1485 nucleotides long. RefSeq names its product sulfotransferase family cytosolic 1B member 1-like. Gene Ontology annotation, biological process: sulfation. The record is from RefSeq and is a predicted model, not a curated record. Gene Ontology annotation, cellular component: cytoplasm. The coding region runs from base 309 to 1199 and encodes 296 amino acids. The transcript is spliced from 9 exons. Gene Ontology annotation, molecular function: sulfotransferase activity. NCBI's taxonomy places the organism in Eukaryota, Metazoa, Chordata, Aves, Psittaciformes, Psittacidae.
CUUUGGACCUGUAUUUGAGCACCUUGAAGGGGCGGUGUGUGACCAGAGCCUGACCCCACAUACUGCUAGAGAGCCCGGCGGCAGUGCGAGGAGCUGUGGACUUCCAUGGGGUGAUCCCCGGAUCGGAACAGGCCCCUGGCGCCUCCCCGCGCCUCCAUCUUCUACAAGGGGAAGGGAGAAUAACAAAUCCGGCCCCGGCAAGCUGGGAGCGAAGCUUCGCCUCCCCCCAGCCACAGCGCCCGGCGGAGAGGCAGGUAACGGGGAGAGCCUGGCCGCGGUCACCGCUUUGGGGUGCCCCAGCCUGCAGGAUGGCCGACCCAGACACCAACCUCCGGCGGCCCUGGAGCAUGGUACAUGACAUCCCCAUUGUGAGCGCCUUCACCCACAACUGGGACAAGGUUGACAUCUUCCAGAGCCGCCCCGAGGACAUUGUGGUGAUCAGCUUCCCCAAAUCCGGCACCACCUGGAUCAGUGAGAUUGUGGACAUGAUCCUGAAAGGCGGUGACCCCGAAAAGUGCAAGUGGGAUGCCAUCAGCAACCGGGUGCCUAUGCUGGAGUUCUCCGCCCCUGGGAAGAUGGUGGCAGGCACAGAGCAGCUGGAGACCAUGGCAUCCCCUCGCAUUGUCAAGACCCACAUCCCAGCUCAUAUCUUGCCCAAAUCCUUCUGGGAAAACCACUGCAAGAUGAUCUAUGUGGCACGCAACGCCAAGGACGUGGCCGUCUCCUUCUACCACUUUGACCUGAUGAACCAGCUGCAUCCGCACCCUGGGACAUGGGCCCAGUACCUGGAGGAGUUUAUGGCCGGCAGAGUGGCAUACGGCUCCUGGUACAACCACGUCAAGGGCUACUGGGAGCGGAGGAAGGAUCAUCCCAUCCUCUACCUCUUCUACGAGGACUUGAAGGAGGAUCUCCGCCGGGAGGUUGCCAAGGUGGCCCAGUUCCUGGGGCAGGAGCUGCCAGAGGCGGCCCUGGACACCAUCACCCGACACACCUCCUUCGAGACCAUGCGGGACAACCCCACCACCAACUAUAGCAUGGUGCCCCCCGACCUCAUGGACCACGGCAUCUCCCCCUUCAUGCGCAAAGGCACCACUGGAGACUGGAAGAACCACUUCACCGUGGCCCAGAACGAGCGCUUCGACCAGGACUAUGCGCAGAAGAUGUCGGACACCGACCUGAGCUUUCGCACCCAGAUCUGAGACUCCCUGUUGUAUGCCCUCCCUGUCCAACCCGCCAUUCCAGGUCCCGGCAUUCCCGUGGCUCUCCCGCCUCCCUGUGCCACAGGGAAUUUUUCAGAAGUAAAGUUUUAUCUUUGAAUCCUCCUCCCAAGUUUGCACCCUGUGAAAGCUGCUGCGUUGCUACAGAGCGCUGUGGAGCCUCAUCCCACCCUGCAUCACCCCAACCCCAUGUGGCCAGUGCAGGGCAUGCUUAGGAUGAGCCUGUGUGGCUCUUUCUUGAGGAAUAAAAAAGCCAGUAUGUGCUACA